ACAUUUUAAGACAAUAAACAAAUUAUAGUUUUUCUUCAGGUAAGUUGCCUUACAUUCUACUAGUAAAAUUUGCUUCGGUUUGUAGUAAGCUUAUACUUGCAUAGUAUCAAAAGAUUAUUCUGGGUAGUCAUGUGGAAGAUGGCAGAUCAAUAAGUAACAAGGUACAGAACCUCUCUGAGAGAAACAGCUUAGACACUAGCAUUUACCAUCAUGGAGCAGACCAAAUGAAAAGAGAGGGAUUCUCUUUACCCAGGAAGAAACUAAGGAAAAAGAAAAAGAGAAAAAAAGCAAGAAAAGAAAAAUGCAGACAGAAAGCUGGAGCCAGAGGUGCUCUCACCAGAGCAGGCCCAACUUGUUGGCAUGGCGCUCUCACUGGAGCUGGUUGGACUCACAUCAUGGCACUCUGAGCCACAGUCAUGCUGAAUUCAGGGGUUAGCGAGCCCAACAGAGAAGAGAGCCGGCAUGGAGACCUGCACUAACCUGUGGACUAAUGUUGGGCGCAGGUGCUCAUACCCCACCCGGGACUAAGGACCAUGCCAGCUUCUGCAAUGUGCUACGUCCCUCUCCAAAUUAGCCACCCUGUGCUCACUUCGUAUUCACCACAGCUGAGUACAUUAGCCAGAGCCCGCGUCUCAUUCCAGCCCUUCCUCCUCGUGCCAGCCCUCGUGGCAGCCUGAUUGGCUACAGUCAGAUAUAUAAGCCAGAACCCGCAACAAUAAAGUUGACAGUUCCUGUUACCCACCUGAAGCGUCACCUGUCUCAUUGGGGGGCUGCGCCGGUCAACUGGUGGCCCGUACGGGGAACGCUGAGACCCUCUCUCCGACAGUAUGGGGAACCAACCUCUCUCUCUCCGAUAGAACAGAGCGUCUACAGGUAAAACCGUCAAGUGCCAAGAGCGGGGGCUACUCGUCGGGCGGGGGCUGACAAGUUAAACUGUUCAACAGGCAGAGAGUGCUGCCGGGCCGGAUAUCGGGGGCUAUCGGGCAACCUUGGGCGGACGCGUUGCAAGGGAUUGAGGAGCUCGUAAAGAGAGUUCCGGGAGCCGUAAAAAGGCGGGAUUGAGGAAUUCGUAAAGAGAGUUCCGGGAGCCAUAAAAAGGCGGGAUUGAGGAGCUCGUAAAGAGAGUUCCGGGGGCCGUAAAGAGGCCGGUUUUGGGGGCGCUGUAAAGGGGCGUGGGGACUAAGCUGUCCCUGUUACAAAAAAAAAAAAAAAAAAAAAAAAAGGAAAAAGGAAACAAAAAGAAAUAAAAAGAAACAAAAACAAAUUCGAAACUUCCUCGAUCAGGUCAAUAAGGUAGCACCUUGGUUUGGUCCCACGGGGUCUGUUACCAUUCCCAGCUGGGAUAAAUUAGGGAGAGAUCUUGACUUUGCAGCAGAAAAUGGCCUCCUGGAGCCAGGAGUCAGACCCUUUUGGGCAGUAGUGAGGAGCUGCCUCGAAGAUGCCUCUUGUUGUGACCAUAUAAGGGCUAGCGCCAUGGCGCUUGGUCACCAUCAGGCAGAAUCCUCCCGCGAGCAAUCUCCCAAGCCCAGUGUCACAGGCGAGGUGACUGUAUCCAGCCCAGAAAGAGAGGACUUGUCAGAAAAUGAGGGGGAGGAAGAAGAAGUACACAAAAUGAUGGAUGUAGACACCACCGAAAGAGGGGAAGUCACACACACGCAGUCGAGAGGGCCCUACUCUGAGGCCAUAAAUGAGCUGCAACACAUGAUUUCUCAGAGUAAAUGGGUCAAUGAAAGCGAGUAUGGGGCCCCAGGGCCACCCCAUAUAAGACCUACGGCUCUACCUCCCGACCCACCAGAUUAUCAUGUUUACCCGAGACCCUGCCAUCAGCUAUGUAGCUGCCCGCAACGGGUCCAGACGUCCCUUGGGACAUUCCAGGAAGACCUAUGGCAUCAAGUCAUAUUAGGACAAGGGCAGUAUCUCAAUAACCAGCUGAUAUUUCUACAAGAGGUGUACGCACAGAUAAAUAGAAUAGCCAUACAAGCAUGGAAACGGGUCUCAGCUAGGGGAGAAGUCUCAGGCCACUUGACAAAAAUUUUGCAGGACCCGAGCGAGCCUUUUUCAGAUUUUGUGGCCCGCAUGAUGGAGGCGGCAGGGAGAAUUUUUGGGGAUGCUGAGACAGCCAUACCACUCAUUAAGCAGCUCAUUUUUGAGCAAUGUACUAAAGAAUGUCGCUCUGCCAUUAGUCCAUACAAAAAUAGGCCUCUUGAGGCAUGGGUGAAACUCUGUCAGGAGAUCUGGGGGCCAUUAACCAACUCAGGUUUGGCGGCCAUGUUAAUGAAGCUAACUAAAGAAGGUCAGGGAGGCAGAGUGGUGCCACAGAAUGGCGCCCGCCCGAAAGAAGGCUGCUUUAAAUGUGGCAGACAGGGACAUAUUAAAAGAGACUGCCCAUUUUGGGGACCCGGAAGAGAACAUCUCCCUUAGGGGCAGCCUUAGGGGCAGGAGACCGCAUCACUCAGAUGCUAGUUUUACCCAGCCGUCAUGGGGACUAUCCAUCAUUGUCUGGUAUUAGAGGAGACAGAGGAAAGUUAGGCCAUAUCCAACCCUCAGACAUGGAAUUCCCUAUAAUUCUCAGGGCCAAGGCAUAGUUGAGCGUGCUCAUCAAACCCUCAAGUCUAUUCUGUUUAAACAAAAGGAGGAUAUUGCCCAGGGCAUGACACCUAGGGCCAGACUCCAACUCCCCUGGUUAGUAGCCUCCUUUUCCCCUCCUUCUUGUAUCUCGUAUGGCCCUUGCAGCCAAUGACUUUUCUAAAUUGCUCCACCCCAACCUGUUAUGUGUUACAAUGUUGGGAUAACAGUGCACUUUCAGCUGUCGUUGUGCAGGUACUCCA
This is a messenger RNA of Cavia porcellus (domestic guinea pig), 2828 nucleotides long. RefSeq lists its product as uncharacterized. NCBI's taxonomy places the organism in Eukaryota, Metazoa, Chordata, Mammalia, Rodentia, Caviidae. The transcript has 2 exons. The record is from RefSeq and is a predicted model, not a curated record. Bases 1474 to 2421 code for a protein of 315 amino acids. Gene Ontology annotation, molecular function: zinc ion binding; nucleic acid binding.